Molecule: messenger RNA, 1857 nt
Organism: Callorhinchus milii (elephant shark)
Lineage: Eukaryota; Metazoa; Chordata; Chondrichthyes; Chimaeriformes; Callorhinchidae
Gene: fam117ba
Product: family with sequence similarity 117 member Ba
Exons: 7
Coding region: 1-1488 (495 amino acids)
Source: RefSeq, a predicted model, not a curated record
AUGGCUCAGAGGGCGCGUCGGAACGGUUCGCCAACGAGCGGCGGCGGUGGUGGUGGUGGUGGUGGUGUUGGUGGCGGUGGUGGUGGCGGUGGUGGUGGUGUUGGCGGUGGUGGUGGUGGUCGGCCGCAACCCAUGAGGGCCACUGUGCCGUUCCAGUUGAAGCGAGGCAGCCCGACGAGGGCUGGAGGAGGGGCGGGUCGACAGCAGCAGGCGGCCUCCUUGCGGAGCAGCCGCACCAGGACACAGCAGCAGCAGGAGGAGGCAGCCCCCUGCUCCUCACACUCCCCUCCAUGGGCCCCAGUGGCUGCAGACUCUUCACAGAGGGUCAGACACGGGAAAUCUCCAGAGCACAAGGGCUCCCCAGAAAGGAAGAGCCCGGGUACCGGCCCCGGCACCGGCCCCGGCACCAGCCCCGGCACCGGCCCCGGCACCAGCCCCGGCACCGGCCCCGGCCCCCCUCUCAGCAAAGGUACGACUCCACGCGUCUGGGCAGACGAGAACUCUGAAAAGAAAAUGUCUCACAAGCGCUCAGCAUCCUGGAGAAGCAAUGACCAGCUAAAAGAGAAUGCAAAAUUACGUCAGCAGCUUCAGCGCAGCAAACAGAGCAGUUGGCAUCAUAGAGAUAAAGACAGACAAUCUCCCUUCCAUGGCAACCAUGCAGCUAAUAAUCAAUCACAGGCGCCCAUUCCAAAGACAGUUUUGAUUCCAGUGGCAAUUCCUAUUUCAAAGACAACUGUUUCCCGACUUCGUAACAGCGUGGAGGGUCUUAACCAGGAAAUUGAGAGGAUUAUUAUUAAGGAGAGUGGGGAUAAAGAAGAGCAGAUGAUUCUGCAGGAUACUCCAGACGGCCAUCGGGCUCCACUUCCUAUACAGAAGCGAAGCAGCAGCACACGGAGCAUUGACACUCAGACCCCCUCAGGAGUGGAUCGGAGCAGUGCGAGCAGCAGCCGCUCCCAGUCCAUCUCACCAAUGUUCCUCACUGUAGCCAACGAGGGGAGUAGGGAGAGUCCAUGCUACACUGAAGAUCUCCUCACAAAUGGCAGAGAGAAAGAAAGUGGAAACAGCUCUCCACUGCCAAAAUACGCCUUCUCCCCAAAACCAAACAACAGUUACGACUUCAAACGUGAACCGCCAGAAGGCUGCGAGAGGGUGAAAGCCUUUGAGGAGACUUUACCAAAGCAGCUACAUGAGAUUCCUCAGUUCUUCUGCCCUGAUAAAAAUAAGGUGAACUUUAUCCCGAAAAGUGGCUCUGCUUUCUGCCUGGUCAGUAUCCUCAAACCGCUCCUGUCCACGCAAGAUCUUACACUCAAGGGUUCCAAUCAUGGUCUGAUUGUCCCCACAGCAGUCAUCCCUACAGUAUCUCUUGCACAACCUAUCCCUCUGCCAACACAUAUGGAGCAAGACAGGAUUUCGAGAAGCACCUGCAUGGGCCACCUUCAGGCUUCGGUGUACCAGCAGUCAGCGCAGGCAGAAGAGUUGGAGAAAUGAGCCAGUGGAGCAGGCGUUCACUGGGGAAACCCACAGCAACCCCACAUAUCUACAGCUCUUGGCAGUAAGGAUUCAGGCCCGAGGUACAAGCAAAGUGGGGUGAGGGAAGGGGGUUCAGUCAGCCAACAACAGCAUUUAAGGCAAUGCCUUCCUUGAGUAAGAUCUAGGCCUUUAAAUAUGAAGGUGAUUCUCUUAUGAUGCACACGGUUUGUGAGAGUGGGUCCCAGACAGGCACAAGGACUAAGGAAGGUCUGUGAAACUUUGAACUGCAAAGUAUUUUGGACGCAAUAUUACUUGAAUGGACCACAGCUGUCAUUAUUCCCCCAUGUGGAGCCUUAUCUUUUAAUGACUCCUGUUCUGUUUACAUUU